This is a messenger RNA of Prorocentrum cordatum, 311 nucleotides long. NCBI's taxonomy places the organism in Eukaryota, Dinophyceae, Prorocentrales, Prorocentraceae. The record is from the annotation of a GenBank genome assembly.
AUUUGUAGGCGGCCUGCCACAGAAUUGUUCGGAGGAUGUCUUCCGUGACUAUUUCCAGACGUUUGGUAAGAUCGUGGACAUUGUCGUGAUGAAGGACCGCGACACCGGCAACAGCCGCGGCUUCGGUUUUGUCACCUUCGACAGCACGGACGCGGUGGACAAGGUCAUUGCCCAGUACAAGGAACACAAGAUCGAGGGCAAGUGGGUGGAGACCAAGCGCGCCCAGCCCCGCGGGGUGGCUCCCCCGCCGACACGGGCUCCCAGGUCGUCCAGGAACGACCGGGACCGCGGCGAUCGGGACAGGCGGCGGC